CUAGCGGGAAAUGGUCUCUUAUCCCAGAGAUGGAGAUGGCCGCAAGUUAGGAAAGAGUCUUUCCUGGGCAUUGCAAGUGUAACGGAUACAGCAAUGGUCGGUUUUCUGGUACUGUACGGGCAAUGCUACUGAACGUAGGCAUGCGUGUGUAAGAGCAGCAGCCAUGGUCGGUUCGUCGGAUUCUGCUACUCCCGAGUCCCGACUGCGCGAGCCGUUUCAAGCCUCUCAGGUGGUCACAGUUGACAGAUGACAGAUGACAGAUUCUGGCGAUUUGAGCUAGUUAUUCUCAAUUCUAAGACCCUAAAAUCCAGCUCGAGUGACAGAUGACACAUUCUGGCGAUUCCUGGUCACCCGUCCGUCUUCGGUUAUUCGGCUACAGUAUUAGGUCAUAGGGACUAAGGAUUAGGGGUAAUUCGGCUAUCCGUUCCCAAUACUACUGUACCCAAAGUAUUUUGAGUCGACUCAAAGUACCCAAAGAAAGAUCGAGAGAGGAUGCAGCUCAAAUGGGGCAGGAAGUGUCGAAUGGAAGGUAGGGUUCAGCAGUAAGGGUGGGGGGGGGGUCAGCUGAAUCCCACGCUCCAGGUCGCUGGUUAGGCGUCGUGCUUUCGCGUCGUACGCCGUGUAUUAGGUCUGCGUUGAGAAUUCUAAAAAAUACCGUACGUGUACGUGUAGUUCCGCAGAUUGCCGUUACAGCUGACAUGGAGCGUGGCUGUUGCGUUACGUUUCAGUCCACUCUUGGCGUUACGUUACAGUCCCACUGUCAUGUCCAACAGCCAAGAGCGAAAGUCGCACGAUUGGGACAUGGGAUACAGCAGCGCUGCCCCCGCUGUUGCUUGCCUUCUUACAUACUCGCUGCUAGUUCGCUGCUAGUUCGCUGCUAGUUCAGCGUACUGCCAAAUUUUCCACACGAGAAGAUUGUCGUAAUAUUACCUGAGUGUGCUUGACGUGACCGCCCAGCCAAUAGGGGAGAUGGCCUGCCGAAGAGGCGACUGCUUGGCGAAAAGGGGAUGGCCUCGCGAACUUCGCGAAUGGAUUCUAGUAGCAUCCUUGCUGCUGCGAGACGUGACUGGCCCGUCCGUCAAUUUCUUGACGAGACCUUGGCCAAUCACGUCGCUUCUUUUCAGCCUGUAAUCGCGCAUUGUCUUAACCCGAGGUGAAAGCGUCAGGUGAAAGCGUCAAGUGAGAUAAUGGACUAUAUUAUUACGACAUCCUGGCACACGAAGCAGAUAAUAGGCUAGUGCUACCCUCUCAAGUACGCGCACCAUCUCCACCCUCGCCCGCACUGAAUUGGUAUAGUUUAUUUGAAGUAACUUCACAAGAUUUCGAGUCUCGGCACCACAGCCAGAGCUCGGGCUUAAGCGCUGCUGCUCAGGCGCGAACGGCCGUGGCUUCUACGUCUCUCGCCUUGUCUCCUCCCACGGUGAUGGCGAUGGCAGGAGGAGGCAAAGGAAUCUGUGCGACAGCCGUUCUUCUCGCCGUGCUCGUCCUUCCCACUGUCGUCGCACAACCUGCACCAGGUGCAGCUCCGCCUCCCCCUGGUGCAUUAGCAUCGCCGCCCCCCCCUGGUGCAUUAGCAUCUCCGCCGCCCCCUGGUGCAUUAGCAUCUCCACCCCCCCCUGGUGGAUUAGCAUCUCCGCCCCCCCCUGGUACAUUAGCAUCUCCGCCCCCCCCUGGUGCAUUAGCAUCUCCGCCUCCCCCUGGUGCGUUAGCAUUUCCGCCCCCCCCUGGUGCAUUAGCAUCUCCUCCUCCCCCAGGUACAGUACCCUCCCCACCUCUCCCGUCCCUGCCUUCCCCAUCCCCACCUCCCCCAUCCCCACCUCCCCCAUCCCCACCUCCCCCAUCUCCGCCUCUCGCUUCUCCACCUCCCCCAGACACAGCCUCCCCGCCCCCCCCAGAGGUAGUCUCCCCCCCUCACCCCCCUGCUCCUGGCACACCAGCACCCUCUCCCUGCACCCCCAAACGUCGCCCGUGCCCUUGGCUGUGUGACAACAACGGGGUGAACCAGCCAUGCCGGUUCAACCGGGUGUGUGCGGACGAUGAGGUGUGCAUCCCCUUUGUUAGCAGCUGCGAGGGUUACAAGUGCAUGAAGCUGUUUGGACAGCAUAAAUGAGUUUGCCUAAUGAAAAGUAGAGUGUGUGUGUGGAAGACAAACUCUGCAUCCUUUUGUGAGCAGCUGUGAGGGCUACAAGCAUCUGACACUGUUAAAAGUAGGGUGUGUGUGGGGAAGAUGCGCAUCUCUUUGAGGGUAGUAGCGGCUUUGUACGCUGAUGAAUGCGGGGUGUGCACUCUAAGGUAGGGCCUAUGUGUUCAUGAUUAAUAUUUUAUUUAGGGGCCUUGGAUGGUUUUAUCAAACAUGUGUAUUUGUUAUGUUUGUAUAGACUGUAUAGGGUUGCCUCUUAGAGGGUACAACAUUGAGGUAAAUCUGUGUGUACUCUCAUUCUAUC
This is a messenger RNA of Closterium sp. NIES-67, 2444 nucleotides long. NCBI's taxonomy places the organism in Eukaryota, Viridiplantae, Streptophyta, Zygnematophyceae, Desmidiales, Closteriaceae. The record is from the annotation of a GenBank genome assembly.